AUGCCUGCCCCAGCCGCUAUCGGCUCAGAGUUCAAUGCCGGUGAUAUCGCAUGGACAUUGACUUCAACAGCUCUAGUCUGGCUCAUGAUCCCUGGCAUUGGUUACUUCUACUCGGGCAUGGCUCGAUCCAAGAAUGCACUCUCGUUGAUCAUGCUGUCUUGCUGCUCUGUCGCAGUAGUUUCAUUUCAGUGGUUCUUAUUUGGCUAUUCACUUGCAUUCAGUAAAUCUGGCUCCAAGUUCAUUGGGAAUUUCGAGAAUGCAUUUUUCCGUGGUGUACUCGGUGCGCCUUCAGUCGGUAGUGCCAAGAUCCCAGACCUGGUCUUCAUGAUCUUCCAAUCCAUGUUCGCAGCUCUUACACCAGCCCUGGCCAUUGGAGCUGCUGCAGAACGCGGACGAAUUGUUCCGACCCUUGUCUUCAUCUUUCUUUGGACUACAUUUGUCUAUGAUUUUAUCGCAUGCUGGACCUGGUCAAGUAACGGAUGGUCAUUUGUGAUGGGAGGCCUUGAUUUCGCAGGUGGCACUCCCGUUCACAUAUCUUCCGGUGCAGCCGCAUUGGCCUAUGCGUUCGUCUUGGGCAGGCGUAUAGGAGAUCGGAAAGAUUUUAGGCCCCAUAGUAUGAGCAAUGUGGUCAUUGGAACGUGCUUCAUUUGGUUUGGUUGGUUCGGUUUCAACGGCGGCUCCGCAUUGUCUGCUAAUUUGAGGGCUGCUAUGGCCUGUGUCGUGACCAACCUGUCUGCCUCUACUGCGGGUUUGACUUGGGUCCUUAUGGACUAUCAUCAUGAUCGCAAGCUAUCCGUCUUGGGAUUCUGCUCUGGUGCUGUUGCGGGCUUAGUUUCGAUCACACCCGCCUCAGGAUACGUCUCUCCAGGCUCAAGUGUCGCUAUUGGGUUCCUGGGCGCUGUGGCCUGCAACCUGGCAGUCCGUUUGAAGCAUUACCUCAAGUACGACGAUGCGUUCGAUGUUUUUGCGGUCCAUGGAGUUGGUGGUAUUGUUGGGAAUAUUUUGACUGGAGUCUUUGCACAGGCCUCGAUCGCAGCAUUAGAUGGCGUGACUGUGAUCAAUGGUGGAUGGUUGGAUCAGAAUUGGAUCCAAGUUGCCUACCAGCUCGUGGACUCUGCUGCAGGCUUGGGUUGGUCCUUUUGUGUGACCUAUUUGAUCUUAAUUAUCAUGAACAAGGUCCCUGGCCUGAACCUGAGAGCGCACUCUGAUCAUGAACACAGAGGUCUGGACUUGGCCGAGCUAGGUGAAGCAUGUUAUGAUCAUUUGAACGAAAAGGCAGUCAACCCCAAUGUUGAAGUGGGCAAUGCUCAGGGCGGUGUCCUUACUUCUGAGGGCCUUGGACAGGAGAUUAAAGCCGAAAGUUCUCAUCCUUAG
Molecule: messenger RNA, 1374 nt
Organism: Lobosporangium transversale
Lineage: Eukaryota; Fungi; Mortierellomycota; Mortierellomycetes; Mortierellales; Mortierellaceae
Product: ammonium transporter AmtB-like domain-containing protein
Exons: 2
Coding region: 1-1374 (457 amino acids)
Biological process (GO): ammonium transmembrane transport
Cellular component (GO): plasma membrane
Molecular function (GO): ammonium channel activity
Source: RefSeq, a predicted model, not a curated record